GUUGACACAGUUUCAGGCAGAACCCCGCGUCGACAGCCAGCAGCUACCAUAUAUAAUAGUUUCAUAGUGCGUUUCUUUCAGGUUUUCCUGUCUGACAAUCAGUUUAUUAGAAAAUGUUUUCUGUUGCAAAAAAUACUUUUUGUUUGAAAAAGAUAUUGGCAGGGAAUUCAUUUUCAAGGGUGAGCUCUUUGCUUUCUACCUCUGGUUGUGGCAAUGUUUCUACUAAUGCUUCACUGCAUUCUGGAUCAAAUGACUCUUCAAAUGUGUAUAGACAGCCUACUGCAAAAAUGGGUAAAAUGACUGAUAUUGGAUCUCGAUCAUUGUUUGGCCCAGAGCAAGACGGAUUUAGAGAAACUGUGAGAAAGUUCUUUCAAAAAGAGAUUAUACCUCAUAACAAAAUAUGGCAAGAGCGUGGUUAUGCUGAUAAGGAAGUUUGGGAAAAGGCUGGAGCAUGUGGUAUGCUAGGAAUAACUAUACCGGCAGAACAUGGUGGAAUUGGUGGUUCAUUUGCUGAUACAUCCAUCAUAAUAGAGGAGACAGGCUAUGCUAAUACAAGUGGUCCAGGAUAUUUCCUUCAUUCUGAUAUUAUCAUGCCAUAUUUUAGCAAAUAUGGAAAUGAUGAGCAAAGAAAAAAGUAUAUUCCAGAUAUGACAGCCGGUAAAAUAGUUUCGGCCAUCGCCAUGACCGAACCAGAUGCGGGAAGUGAUCUUCAAGGAAUCAAAACAUUUGCGAGAAAGGACGGAUCCGAUUACAUACUGAACGGAUCCAAGAUGUUCAUUACUAACGGCUGGUUAGCCGAUGUAUUUGUAGUGGUGGCAGUCACUAACAAAGAGGCGAAGUCUGCUGCUCAUGGUAUCAGCUUGUUCAUUGUUGACGCUGACACCCCGGGUUUCAAGAAAGGCUGGCUUAUGAAAAAAAUUGGCAAUGCAGCCUCUGACACGGCGGGUCUAUUCUUUGAAGACGUUCGCCUUCCUGCCAGCGCUAUACUAGGCGAAGAGAAUAAAGGGUUCUAUUACCUAAUGAAUGAAUUGCCACAGGAGCGUUUGGCUAUCGGCAUUCACGCUUUAGCUCAAGCAGAAUUCAUGUUUGAGGAGACCAAACAGUACGUGAUGCAGCGAAAGGCCUACGGCAAAACACUUUCCAGCUUGCAGACGGUUCAACAUAAACUCGCCGAGAUGAAAAUGGAUAUUUGCGUAGUACGGUCUUUUAUUGACCAGUGUAUUGUGCUGCACGAUGAGAAUCAGCUCGACGCCCAAAUGGCUUGUAUGGCGAAAAUCUGCGCCUCUGAUCUAGACAACAAGGUAGCUAACCAAUGUUUACAGUUACAUGGAGGUGCCGGAUACCUUUCCGACACUCCUGUCGCCCGAACUUACCUUGACGCUCGAGUCCAAUCCAUCUACGGUGGAAGCAAUGAAGUGCUGAAAGACCUUAUUGCUCGCCAAAUCCUCGCUCCUGCCAGGAAAUGAUCAUAACGUGGAAAAACGAACAAAUAUGCCACCAAAAUUUCAGCACGUUUAAACUAGAAAAUGUUCUCCUUAGAGUAUUCUCCGAGUCCGCGUUUCGUCAUCCGACGCAGUUUCCCCUUUUCUGCUACUUCCACGAUGGUUUUCGCCGCAGGCCGAACCUUCGAGAAAGAAAAGAAAAAGAAACCGAAAAAUUCAUAACAAUUAAAACAAAUAUUUUUGCCAUUCCUCAAAGUGCCUGAAAGAAUAUAAGACGAAAUGGGCGGUUAGACAAAAAAAAGAAGCUCAAGAUGCGAAUUCGUGUGAAAUGACUAAACACAGAGUUAAAUGCUCCCCGAAAACGCAAAACCCGUUUCUCUCAGGUAACGGGUGAAUAGAAAAGGAAAUUGAAAGGGAGGCAAAGUAAAAAAAGAAAAAAUGUCGUUGCAUCCGAGAAGCCCCACGUGUUUACCCGCCGAGAGGCGCUGCAUGUUUCCAUUUGUGCCAAAGCGGGAAUCAAAUCAGAACUCUCGUUCACUUAUGUUACAAAACAAAUGUAUGUUAAACUCAUGUAAUCUUCAAGGGAAAAUUCUCCUGGGUUUUUAAAUUGAAUGUUAUUCGUUUGUUAA
Daphnia magna is the source of this 2071-nucleotide messenger RNA. RefSeq names its product long-chain specific acyl-CoA dehydrogenase, mitochondrial. The coding region runs from base 114 to 1466 and encodes 450 amino acids. Gene Ontology annotation, cellular component: mitochondrion. Gene Ontology annotation, biological process: carnitine metabolic process, CoA-linked; fatty acid beta-oxidation using acyl-CoA dehydrogenase; long-chain fatty acid catabolic process. The record is from RefSeq and is a predicted model, not a curated record. Gene Ontology annotation, molecular function: long-chain fatty acyl-CoA dehydrogenase activity; flavin adenine dinucleotide binding. The transcript is spliced from 9 exons. Lineage: Eukaryota; Metazoa; Arthropoda; Branchiopoda; Diplostraca; Daphniidae.